Molecule: messenger RNA, 570 nt
Organism: Protopolystoma xenopodis
Lineage: Eukaryota; Metazoa; Platyhelminthes; Monogenea; Polystomatidea; Polystomatidae
Source: the annotation of a GenBank genome assembly
AUGAUCUUCAACUUUUGUGUCACAGAUAGGAACCUGUCAGGUGCUGCUACUUCGUAUGGCAAUAGUUACGCUGCGGCUGCCGGUGGCGUUGGCACAAAUCUAGGCUUAUUUACAUUUGCAAAUUUGGCUGGCCGAAGUGCACCAUCAUCGAGUAUUCAUUGGCUUGGAAAUAGCAGCAUUAACUCCAGUGCCGAGGGCAACACAGAACAUCCUAGUCUGUGGCGUCGCCGCGCAUCUUCAGACGCAAUGACUUUUCAUUCUGGACUUACUGUAACUUCUUCAUCGCUCUUUCCAUCUUCCUUGCAAUCCUCAUCCUCUGUCUCAAUACCGCAUAAUGCAAAAACGACGCCAACAGUCACAACCGCAGCAUCCGCUGUGGUGGAUGCACCUAGGCAUACUUCUUCGCUUCACACAGCCCCUCAUGUCCUACGCCUAUUUUAUUCACGAGAUGGGCAUCUCUUAUUUGUUCUUUCCACCGAUUCGCCUUCGUGUAAAUGCGGCUCAUUUACAGUCGCUGGUUCAGCUGGUCUAAGUGGCUCAUCCAUGCAUCAUUCAGUAAGUAAGCUAUGA